UUUUGGGCGUUUAACCAAUAUGGCGCAAUAAUUAGCUGAAUGAAGAAGAAAAAAAGGCUUCACGCAGCAUGAAAUCAUGCAGAUAUUAACACCCCCCUGGUUUGAUGAAUGUGAAACUAUAAAAGUAAAACUGGAAUUACAAGUGUCCGUCAACCAUGUGACCUGUUCCGUCUUUUUUCCGUUAGAUAACCACGUGACUUGCAGCCAAUCAUAUGGGCCGAAAAAUUCCAUUCUUCCAACCGCCAAAAGUUUGGUAACUUCGUAUUUCUUACGUACGAACGAAUUAAAUUAUUUCCUUAAAAAUGUCUGCAAGUGUUUUCCGUGUCAUAUUUUAUUAUGUUAAAGGUCUAAGUUUAUUUAAUUAUUUACAUGGUUUCAUGAUUAUGUUAAAUUAUAUUUACUUCAUUUUACGAUCCACGAGAUUUCUCGGAGAGUUGAAUGGGAAACCUACGAUACACACCAGUGACGCAGUGAGUAAAUGACCUGUCCAUUUCGGAGGCCGCGUUCGUGUGAAAGCUAAUGUUGAAGGCACCGCAGAGGAAGUCGGUGCGUGAGUUGGAGGAGGAAAGGCGGAUAAUUGCGUCAAAGGAAAUGGAGGAGAUCCGGGCAAAGGAGCGGAAGGACAUAAUAGAAAAUUGCAAGAGGCAGAUAUUCUACGAGCGGGACCACGCCAAGACGUUGAACCGGGCUCUGCUGUUCAGCGAGGUGCUGAGAGAGAGAGAAGCACAGGUGAAGUUCAACAAGUACCUCCGAGAACUGGAGGCAAAGAGAGAGGCUCGCUGGGCGGACAAAGUGAAGCAGAACGCUCUGGAACACGAGAGAGAUAAGCUGGAAGAGAAAAACAAACACAUUGAAAAGAUGUUAAAGUUCAAGAGUAUACUUCAACAACAGCUGCAGGAGCAGGCGGAGCUGCAGGGCCGGGAGGCGGGCGAGGUGCUGCGGGCGGAGAAGCAGGAGCUGGAGGACAUACGCCACGAGGUGGCGGAGGCAGACGCCCGCAGGACGGCUGACGACCGCGCCAGGAAGCUGGCCUUCAGGCGCGAGGUGGAGCGGAACCUGCGGGAGGCGCGGGAGCACCAGGAGAGGAUGGAGCGGGCCGAGCUGCUGCAGGACCAGCUGGACUACAUGCACAGGCAGUUCCAGGACCACCUCAAGAGGACGCGGCUCGGGAAGGAGCGCGAGAUUCGCGAGAAUUUGGAGAAAAGAGCUGAGGAUAUGGCCGCGAAAGUGGCAGCAUUUGUGGGUGAUCAAAGAGGAAAGGAAGAAGAAUCAAUAAGGAAAGCUAUCGAGGAAAAGGAAACGGAGUUGGCGGAGCGCGAGCGGCGCGGGCGGGCGCACCAGGAGGCGCUCCGGGAGGAGAGGCGGCGUGCCCACCGGGACCACCUGGUGCGGGAGGACUGCCGGCGGCAGGAAGAGCAGCAGCAGCUGCACCUGGACAUGCUCCAGAGGCUCAAGCAGGCCGAGGUGGACCGGCAGGAGCGGGAGGAGAAGAGCGCGGAGGGCUCCCGGCUCAGGGCCGAGCUCCUCCGCAGCCACCGGGAGCAGCAGGCGUUGCGGAGGGAAGCGGAGCGGCAGGAGAGGGAAGGGGACGCCGAGGCGACGCGGCGCGCGGCUGAGGCGUGGCGGGCGGAUGACCUGCGGUUCCUGCGGUACGCGGGGCAGGUCCUGGAGGAGUCCCGCCUCGCGGGGCGGCCCCUGCUGCCCCUCUCCCGGGCGGUGGAGCCCUACAGGCGCAAGUACGGCGAGGAGCACCCCGCGUGACCACCGAACGAGAGAUGCACGAGUCUGCAAAUUUUCGGGAGCCAAGCCGAAUUCAUUGGAGAUUAUUAAGAAUCAAAUCAAGCACAAGAAGUUGGAUAACCAUGCUUUUGAGGUGUAAUUAAAUCAAAAGUAUAAAAAUAGAUUAUGUAAUAAAAUUAAAGGUCAAAAUAAAUAAUGAUACUGAAUGACCUUUGUGUGAUUUGUAUGUAAGUAAUGAAACAAAUCAAUGUAGCUCAAAAAUGGUUCAUUUGAUAAAUGUGAAACUUUCAAAAGUUUAAUUUGGCAUCAUUGCAAUGACUUUUCAUCAGCUGUUCGAUAAGAUUUUGUAAACAUAACAAAUUUAUCUGCCAGUUCAAAAUGUCAAGUCUAAUUGAGAAUUGCACCAUGGAAGAACAACGUGCCGUGAUUAGAUUUUUAGUCGCGGAAGGUGUUAAAGGUAAUAACAUCUAUGCAAGGAUGUUAAAAGUGUAUGGGAACAAUUGUUUAAACCAUUUGAACAUUUACAAGUGGUUAGAACAAUUUAAAAGUGGCCGACCAGUCGAAGUUCCCACUACCUCCUUUGAAUCUCGCAUUGAUGCAAUAACCCGAGACAACAGAAGAAUCACUGUUGAAAUUAUAGCUGCAAAAGUGUCUGCAAGUGUUGGAACUGUCCAUAACAUCAUUCAAAAUAAUCUGCAAUACAAGAAAACCUGCACAAGAUGGGUGCCGAGACAACUUACGGACAUCCACAAAGAAAAGAGGCUUCAAAUCAGUAAACAGUUGAAAGCUCGAUGUUCCACUGAGAAAGAAGCUUUUUUUUUGAAAGAAUUAUAACGGGCAAUGAGACAUACAUUCACUACUAUGAGCCAAAGUCGAAGAGACAAAGCCUUGAGUGGAAACACACAAGUUCUCAAACGCGGAAAAAAUUCAAGACCCAACCAUCUGCUGGUAAAGUGAGCUUACACUUAAGGCCCUAUUUUAUGCAAUUUUCUUGAAGACCAACAAACAAUCACAUUCAAAACAAAUUAAAGCCUGCAAUUUGCUCUAAAUGUCUUGGACUUUUGACAAAACAUGUGAUUUUACCUCACAACACUGCACGGUUGCAUACAGCACAGAUAACACAAGAAUACAUUCAAAAACUAGGCUGAGGGAUUCUUCUACACCCUCCUUACAGCCCAUAUCUCGCCCCCUCAUACUUUCAUAUGUUGGUCCCCUUAAAGAAGCUCUAUGUGGCAACUAAUUCAGCUCCAACGAAGAAGUCAAGAUUCAGGUGCAAAUGUGGCUCCGAAAGCAGCCAAAAGAAUUUUAUGCCAGGGGCAUAUGCAACUUACAGGAAUGAUGGGACAAGUGUAUAAGUGUUUGGGGGAUUAUGUUGAAAAAUAGUUAAAAUUUUAUUGUGAUUAAAUAAACAGUUUUUGAGUUACUUCGAUUUAUCUCGUUACUUAUUGAA
Bacillus rossius redtenbacheri is the source of this 3190-nucleotide messenger RNA. Its product is annotated as trichohyalin-like. Bases 520 to 1761 code for a protein of 413 amino acids. The record is from RefSeq and is a predicted model, not a curated record. The transcript is spliced from 8 exons. NCBI's taxonomy places the organism in Eukaryota, Metazoa, Arthropoda, Insecta, Phasmatodea, Bacillidae.